AUGGCAGAAGCGCUGUCAAUCCGAUCUGCCCUCAACCAUGCAUUAGAGAAUCGAUUCACCAAUCUGAUCCUCAAAUCUUACGCUCAGAACCUUGUUCUAACUUUACACUCGCAAGAGCCCAUCAAGGAGAUCUAUGGACUCCUUUUUGACAUUCAUGCUCUUCCAUCACUCUUUAGCUCCAUCUCUUUCUUAUUCAUCCCAAGAUCGCAGAAUGCUAAAGCGGACUCUCUCGCUAAGUCAGCGAAGAGUCAACUUACCCAUGUAUCAGUUCCCGGUUAA
Molecule: messenger RNA, 279 nt
Organism: Microthlaspi erraticum
Lineage: Eukaryota; Viridiplantae; Streptophyta; Magnoliopsida; Brassicales; Brassicaceae
Source: the annotation of a GenBank genome assembly